Messenger RNA from Malaya genurostris, 1529 nucleotides. RefSeq lists its product as uncharacterized. Gene Ontology annotation, cellular component: DNA-dependent protein kinase-DNA ligase 4 complex; DNA ligase IV complex; nucleus. Gene Ontology annotation, molecular function: DNA binding. Gene Ontology annotation, biological process: DNA recombination; positive regulation of ligase activity; response to X-ray. The record is from RefSeq and is a predicted model, not a curated record. The transcript has 2 exons. Bases 258 to 1247 code for a protein of 329 amino acids. Lineage: Eukaryota; Metazoa; Arthropoda; Insecta; Diptera; Culicidae.
UGAAAUUGAAUGAAAGCUUCCUCGUGUGUCAUCACCGGAGAGGCACUCGAAACACAAGAAAAAACUGGAAAUCCAUCACCAAUCAGUUCUCUCUACGGUUGAUAGUUGAUGUUGUCAGUGACGGGUUAAUACCAUUAAGUUACGCAUACGCAAGACGCACUCAUCUCCACUCCAAAGGAAUUGAGUAGUGUCUGCCAUAUUCGCACAAGUGAAGAAAAUAAAACAAAACCUUGUUGGCUGAUUUACUGUAAGACGUGAUGGAUCUGGACUACGAUAAUAUCUACUUGAACAAAUUACCGAUUACGGCGGCAACGGGAGAUAGUGCCUGGAACCAUUAUGCCUUGGUGGAAAGUACCUGGGGAGACAGAAAAAUUUUGCUUAAAAUCAUCGUUUUCAGUCCGAUUUACAAUACUCCGUUAAGCUUUUUGAGUGAAAUUGACCACGAAGUGUUACAGCAGACGGCAAUUCGGCUGGAGAAAAGUUUAGAGGAAUUCCUGACUGAAACAAAGACUGCACUCUGCACGGAUGGUGGUGCAUCCGGGUUCAGUUAUUCCGUUGAAGACAACAACUUCGUUUGGCGGAAAAUUGGUGGUCCACUGACGGUAACGUAUGGGUCGGUCAUCCUGCUCCGAUCACCUUGUUUGCUGUCGGAUGUUCUGCAAAAUUCAAUCAAUGUCCAAAGUCACCUCCGCGGUGUGAUUGAACUGCGAAAUCGAAUUUUGUUGGAACUGAAGGAAGAACACGAGGAGUUGCUUGAGUUUCAACGUCAGCAGGAAGAGGAUAACCGUCUGUACGAAAUCGAACUGAUAACCAAAUGUAUCAGCAUCCUGAAUGAGAAGAAAGAAGUGAUAAAUCAUAUGAAAAAACAACUGGCCGAUGAUGACGAUGAGGAAAUCGGGCUCGAAAGACAACCGCAGCACCAGCGACCGGAAGAAAUCGGUGACUGUUCCGAGGGACGCCCGGUGGUUCCGAUUGCUUCAACUACGCACGAUACUGAAUCAGUAGGACGAAAGAGCUCUUCGGUUAUCGAUUUCAGCGACUCGGAUGCUUUCGAUAGUCCGCUACACGAGCAAGAGGAACUCGAACACAAUCUUCCCAAACGAACAAAAUUCCAGCUGGUAGCUCCGAGAAACACAACAUCCACGUCGGCUUCGUCAUCUACGGUUACGUCGAAGAACAUCGACACGGUCGGCGAUGGGAUCGACGCUUACAACAAGGAUACCGAGGAACUGCUGCAGAAUAUGUAGGAUUGGUGAACAUGUCCACGUGUUGUGCGAGAUUUUUUUUUGCUAAAGCGAUUUUUAAGUGCAAUUUUACGUACUCUAAUUUUAACUGGUUAGAACCAUUAAAUUAUUAUACACUAUGUGACGAAUCGAUUAAAUUAUUUAAACUUUAUUCUAUGUAAGGAUCACCACUCAGAUUCUCAUUACUCGUGCGUGUUUUGUUCAUUUGAAAAACGUAACAUCGUAUCAUUCAUGUGUCAUAAUAUCAUCCAACAUUUAAUAAAUAAUAAACUUAUAUAUGGUAAU